Messenger RNA from Girardinichthys multiradiatus, 2403 nucleotides. RefSeq names its product splA/ryanodine receptor domain and SOCS box containing 1 (gene spsb1). Gene Ontology annotation, molecular function: protein binding. The coding region runs from base 339 to 1160 and encodes 273 amino acids. Gene Ontology annotation, biological process: proteasome-mediated ubiquitin-dependent protein catabolic process; intracellular signal transduction. The record is from RefSeq and is a predicted model, not a curated record. Lineage: Eukaryota; Metazoa; Chordata; Actinopteri; Cyprinodontiformes; Goodeidae. Gene Ontology annotation, cellular component: SCF ubiquitin ligase complex. The transcript is spliced from 3 exons.
CGAGUGAUGUCAGAGCAGUCAUCACCAUUUCAUCUAAUUCAUGUCGGGGGCUCAAAUGGUAAAAGGUGAGACGGCGGGGAAAAGAAGGAAAACUACUAUGAAGUAGACGAAGACUGACCCGGUUCUCCGUUGAUCUCCGCCUCACAAUUCAAACAAGACUGGCCUUUAACACCUCAAUUUGGUGGUCUGCAUCAGACACAGCACAGCCAAGUGGCAUCUCAGGCUGCAGAAGCACGGCGAAGGGGAGGCUCUGAGGCUGAAUACUCCCCCCAUUGGUCUUCGAGGCGGGGGGAGGAGGAAGAGGUGGUCAACGAAGAGCUGCUAUACCCACCUGGAGCAUGGGGCAGAAAGUCCCAGGUGGCAUUAAAACUAUUGACAUGCGGGAUCCGGCGUUCAGUCCCCUAACAUUGGAGCUACAGGCCCUGAGUCACACAAAGCCAUCUAGACUAGACCUUCUGUUGGACAUGCCUCCCGCCAGCCUGGACACCCAGAUCCAGCAUUCGUGGCACAACGAUGACCGCUCACUCAAUGUGUUUGUGAAGGACGACAACAAUUUGGUGUUCCAUAGGCACCCUGUGGCGCAGAGCACAGACGCCAUCAGGGGACGUGUUGGCUACACCAGGGGACUGCAUGUAUGGGAGAUCAACUGGGCGAUGCGGCAGAGGGGCACGCACGCAGUGGUUGGUGUUGCAACGAGCGACGCACCGCUGCAUUCUGUGGGCUACACGGCUUUGGUGGGAAGCAACUCUGAAUCCUGGGGUUGGGACCUGUGCAGAAGUAAACUCUACCACGAUGGCAAGAAUUUCCCUGGAAAAACCUACCCAGCCUUCCUUGAGCCAGACGACAGCUUCAUAAUACCAGACUCCCUCUUGGUAGUCCUGGACAUGGAUGAGGGCACUCUGGGUUACAUAGUGGAUGGACAUUACCUUGGUGUGGCCUUUAGAGGACUCAAAGGCAAGAAGCUGCACCCGAUAGUGAGUGCUGUGUGGGGACACUGUGAAAUACGAAUGCGGUACAUAAAUGGGCUUGAUCCUGAGCCUCUUUCGCUGAUGGACCUAUGUAGGCGUUCGGUGAGGGUGGCGUUGGGAAGAGACCGGCUGAAUGAAAUCCACAGACUUCCCCUGCCAGCCUCUCUCAAGAACUACCUGCUCUACCAAUGACGAAGCUGACUGACAACACACUCGGCACUCCCUUGUUUCUUUCUCUGGGAUCGUCCUUGGGUUUAACUCGUUUGGCAGCAUUACUGAAGCCUCCAGGACCGAUUCAGCCACCUGUGUGAAUCAGAAAGUAUGCUUCUGUCAGUGGCAGAACUCCUCUUUAGUUUCUUAUCCUGUUUUUAUGACUCUUUUCAAUUGUAAUCUUUAACUUUAUAAAAUCAGGAAUCACUGAGUACUAUGCACACACUGAUCCAAUUGAUGCCCUGACAGUCACCAUGUUGGUGAACCCCUUCAAGCUAAGUUUUCUUCAGUUAUGCAUUCUUGUCUUGUAGCGUUGGAAAUCUGAAUGAAAUUGUGCUAUGAUGUCACUGAGAUGAACACACUGAGCUGAAAAUGUUAACACAGUGGUGCACUGCUGUUAUCUGGCCACAAGAUGGCAGUACACUUGCAUCAGUCACAAAUUGAGCAUUAUAAGAUUCUGGGUUUUAGAAAUAGUUUUUAAAUAUAUAUUUGCUGUUCCCAUGACACAGGAAAGAGAUGGCCAUUUUAUAGAGAGCUCCUGGCGUACUGAAUCCGUUUAAAAGCAGCACAGACCUCACUGCGCUCAGGUUUUCCCUGUAACAUGGACGUUUCUGCUCAGCUGCAGCAGUGCGGGAAUAUCAUCAGCAUUCCUAAACAGAAAGAUAAUGUCACUGUGAUUAUUUGUAGCAUGCACCGGCAGGAAACUCUUCUCAACAAACUCUUUUUACCUUUUUUGUCGUUUUAUUAGUGCAGUAGUUUUCAAUCUUGUGCGGUUGAGGCCCAAGAGCAUUUUUAAACUCCCAUAAUCUCCAUGUUUGAGCACUGGUUUGCACAAAUUAAAACAAAGAAUGGAGGAAAAACAUGUAAAUAUUGGCUGACUUUUGGGCCUCACUGGCAGAUAACUGAGAACCAUUAUGUCUUGUUUGUGUUUAUUAAAUGUAUAGCUGGGGGUCAGGGGUCUUUGGAAGCUGGCUUUGUAGGUGCCUGACAUGAUAAACUUUAGUUUUAAAGCACCAUAUUGACAGAAAGCGACAAUCUACAGCUGCACAAAUGUAAUAAAAGUAGGUUAGAUUGCCAACAGUUUUUCAAAUGCCAUAUCAUAAACUUGUCUGUUUUUAAAUGUGUAAGAGUGGUACACCUUACUUUUCCUUGCUUGCUUCCACUUGGUUUGUAUUACUUGGUGUAAAUGUGUUUGUAAGUAUCUAUUAAAGAUUAUUUCACAUUA